UUUUAAACCCAUCGACUAAAACGUACCUUAUAAUUAGUUGUCCGUUAAAUAGAGGUGUAUUUAGUAUUGAGGGUAUCUUAUAAUGAUGUUUGAAUGUAUAGGUAAGCAAGAGAUUGGACCGAUUUAAUCAACUAGAAAAGCAAAAUUGAAAUUAUUGGUUAGGUGGAUAAGAACCCUGACUUCAGAAUCUUCUUAAACUUAGGGGUCAUAGGUUCGAAUAAAAUUAUUUUUUUUUCAAUUUUCAGAAUAUUUUUUUAAAAAAUGUCUUCAAAAUUUAUUUAUUUUUCAAUUUUAUUUUUAAUUAUUUUAAACAAUUCUUGGGCAAAAUGGGCAUUUUUAUCAGACCAAUCCAAAUGCAAUUUGAAUUGUUUAAAUGGAGGGGUUUGCUCUUUUUUGGUUAAAAAACCGGAAGUACAUAAAUGUAUUUGUUUAAUUGGAAUGUUUGAAGGACCUCAAUGUGAACAGGCUAUUGACCAAAAUAUACAAACAACAACACCAAUAUAUACUUCUUUAAAUAAUGAAGAAGAAGAAAUGGAAGAAGAAGAAGAAUUAUAUGAAGAUGAUGAAACUAAGGAGGAGGAAGAAAAGAAUGUUAGGGAAAUAAAUCAAAACAAUAAUCCCCCAAUUUAUGGACAAACACAACACUUUAUUGGGCCAGAAGAGACUAACACAAUGAGUACAAAUCUGGAAAAAUUUGAAUCAUGGCAUCGCCCUCUCUCUGCUGUCCAUGAAGAAAAUUUUGAAGAGCCAAAAAUAAGCACUCCAACAAAACAAAAAUUUAAAGGAAACGAAAAAACACAAAAAGAAAAAAGAAAAAAAAUUUUAAAAAAAUUUCCUCCCCAGCCAACAACAACUUCCUUUCCCUAUAAAGAAAUGGAAGGAGGAGAUGGAUGGAUGGUGACAAGACGUGGGGAAAAUUCUUUUUAUUCGUCUUCUUCUUUUGCUUUGAGGAGAAGAAAUUUGCCUUUAAUUGGGGGAAUAAUGAUUUUUAUUUUGUUUAUUUAA
Messenger RNA from Meloidogyne enterolobii, 1005 nucleotides. Lineage: Eukaryota; Metazoa; Nematoda; Chromadorea; Rhabditida; Meloidogynidae. The record is from the annotation of a GenBank genome assembly.